Penicillium paradoxum is the source of this 366-nucleotide messenger RNA. RefSeq lists its product as uncharacterized. The record is from RefSeq and is a predicted model, not a curated record. The transcript is spliced from 2 exons. The coding region runs from base 1 to 366 and encodes 121 amino acids. NCBI's taxonomy places the organism in Eukaryota, Fungi, Ascomycota, Eurotiomycetes, Eurotiales, Aspergillaceae.
AUGACUUCUUCCGUUGACUCUAUCCGCCCCGACAGCGGUGCUAGAGCUGGCGCCCGCACUCCGACCGGCACUACCCAAGCUCCGACUAGCAUUGACGCAUCGGAGCUUUCCCCUCCUGGGUCCCAAACACGCCAGCAGACUGCUGCCUCUAUGGGCAACAUUGGAACCACGCUUGCAGACCGCAGAGCACAGCCCGCGGACACGGCGCCGGAGCCGAUUAUCGCCUCGUGGAAGAGCAAACGUGCUCAAGAGGAUUACCAGCGUGCUAUGGAGUUUGUGGUAGACAAGGACUUCAAUCUAGAUGAAUUUGGGGACCCAUUUGAUCAACGGGACUUGACGGAGUCGCUGUUCUCAAUCUCGAAAUAG